GUAAAUAAGUGAUAAGCAUGCGUUCUCUAAGUAAUUUUACUAUCAUUCACUAUCAAAGGAAACAGCUUAUAAAACAUUUUAGUGCCAUGGCAAAUCCAUUAAUUGCAGUAUGUCAAAUGACAUCAACAAAUGACAAAGAGAAAAAUUUACAAACUGUACGUGAACUUGUUGAGAAAGCUAAGUGCAGAACAGCUUGUAUUGCAUUUUUCCCUGAAGCCUGUGAUUAUUUAGCGGAUAAUAAAAAAGAUAUAAUAGCUAUGGCUCAACCUUUAAAUGGACCAACAGUAGCAAACUAUAAAGAAAUUGCAAAAAUGAAUAAAAUUUGGUUGUCAUUAGGUGGACUACACGAAUCAUUAGAUAACACUGGAAAUCAUAUAAGUAAUACACAUAUUGUAAUCAAUAGUGAAGGGGAAAUUGUCAGUACUUACCGGAAAAUACAUUUAUUUGAUAUGGAUAAUAAAAAUACUGGAGUCAGAUUAAUGGAAUCUGAUUAUGUUUUACCAGGAAAAAAAAUUGAACCACCUAUAUCUACACCAAUUGGUAAAUUAGCACUCAGUAUUUGUUAUGAUAUGCGUUUCCCUGAAUUAUCUCUGUCAUUGAGAAAUAUGGGAGCAGAAAUUCUUACAUAUCCAUCAGCAUUUACAUAUCAAACAGGAGCUGCACAUUGGGAAAUAUUAUUACGUGCUAGAGCUAUAGAAACACAGUGUUAUGUUAUUGCUGCUGCUCAAACUGGUACACAUAAUAAAAAGAGAGUGAGCUGGGGUCAUGCAAUGGUUAUUGAUCCAUGGGGAACAAUAAUAGCACAAUGUAGUGAUAAAACUGACAUGGCUUUAGCAGAGAUUGAUUUGAACCUAUUACAACAAAUUCGCCAAAAUAUGCCAUGCGAAAAUCAUCAUCGAACAGACUUAUAUCCUAAGAUAGAACCUUUGUAA
This is a messenger RNA of Eufriesea mexicana, 932 nucleotides long. It is a transcript of the gene NitFhit, whose product is annotated as ntrilase and fragile histidine triad fusion protein NitFhit. Lineage: Eukaryota; Metazoa; Arthropoda; Insecta; Hymenoptera; Apidae. The transcript is spliced from 6 exons. Bases 18 to 932 code for a protein of 304 amino acids. Gene Ontology annotation, biological process: nucleobase-containing compound metabolic process. The record is from RefSeq and is a predicted model, not a curated record. Gene Ontology annotation, molecular function: bis(5'-adenosyl)-triphosphatase activity; hydrolase activity, acting on carbon-nitrogen (but not peptide) bonds, in linear amides.